AUGAAUACAAGUGAGACCAUCUUAAUUACCUCUCACAAUAAUAAUAAUAAUUCAUAUCAAACAAAUAAAUUAUCAUAUAAAACAUCAAUUGAUUAUCAAUAUAUAGUAGCUAUUGCUUAUGUAUUUAUUCAAACAACAAUUUGUUCAAUUGGUUUCAUAUUGAAUAUUAUUAAUUUCAGUAUAUUCAUAUGCCGAAAGUUUUCAGCGUCUGCUUAUAUAUUAAUGACAGUUUUAUCACUUGCUGAUGCUAUUACAUUAGGAGUUAGGAUACCUCAAGGUUGUAUUUUCCUUCCACAUUUGAAUCAUCAUGCAACGGAUGCAGCUAUCUAUAUUUAUAUGUACAGUAUAUAUGUUGAAACACCUGUAUCAAAUAUGACCGAAAAUAUCAGUGCAUGGUUAACUGUAGCGCUUGCUAUUGAACGUUAUAUCAGUAUGAAACAUUGGUCUUUAUCAAAACGAUAUUUUACGCGUAAAAGUACACGUCAAUUAAUUGCUUCGAUAUGUAUAAUAGCAUUUAUUUUUAAUAUACCAUAUUUUGCAAUUCAACGAGUAUCAUUAAAAUAUGUUGAUGGUGUAUUACAAUUACAUAGUGAUUUAACUAGUUUUUCACGUUCAACAUAUUAUGCAUUUUAUUCUUGGUUACGUAUUGUAUUUGUUCAAAUUAUUCCAUUAUGUUUCUUAUGUGUUUCAAAUUGUUUAUUAUUUAUACUUGUAUCACAUCAUAAUCGUCGAUUUACCAAUAAUAAAAUGAAGAAUAAUACUAAUAGUAAAGAAAAUAAAUUAUCAAGGAAUAUGUUUAGCAAAUCAAAAACACAUAAACAACAAAUUCAAGUCGAUGAUGCAUCACAAGAUAGUUGUACAGAUGCUAUAAAUUAUUUCGGUGAACAAAAAUUAAUUAAUGAAUCUAAUUUACAGUCAAUUGAAGGAAAUGAACUUGCUAUUCCAGAAAAAAUGAAUAACAAAAAUGAAGUUGAGUUGACUUCCAGAAAGAAUACUCACGAUAAUAAUAAUAAUAGUAAUGAUAAUAAUAAUAGUAGUAUUAAAAUCAAAAGACCAACAUUGAAAGAUCGUUCUAAACAACGAAGGCAAAAUGCCCAAACAAAAUUAACUAUCUUGUUAAUAGCUGUGAUUUUAUUAUUUUUAAUUGGUCAAGUACCUCAAGCAUUAGCUUAUGUUCGAGUAUUUACUACACUUGGUGUAUGCUCUAUUGAUCAAAUACAAACAUGUGUAACUUAUCAUUUAUAUAGAAUGAUAACAAUUAACUUGGCUCAAUUUGCAUUCGCAUCAACAUUUUUUCUUUAUUUAUUUCUUAAUAGAGAUUUUCGAGAAACACUUAGGUAUACUUAUUGUCGUCUGUGUCAAAAAUGUUGUAAAAUUUCUGAAAAUAAUCAAAGAUUAUUAAGAGAAACAAAGUACCUUAGCGAACCACCUUCUAAUCUCCAAAAAUAA
Messenger RNA from Schistosoma guineensis, 1449 nucleotides. NCBI's taxonomy places the organism in Eukaryota, Metazoa, Platyhelminthes, Trematoda, Strigeidida, Schistosomatidae. The record is from the annotation of a GenBank genome assembly.